Prosopis cineraria is the source of this 2937-nucleotide messenger RNA. Its product is annotated as YTH domain-containing protein ECT2-like. Gene Ontology annotation, biological process: mRNA destabilization. Gene Ontology annotation, cellular component: cytoplasm. Gene Ontology annotation, molecular function: mRNA binding. Lineage: Eukaryota; Viridiplantae; Streptophyta; Magnoliopsida; Fabales; Fabaceae. The coding region runs from base 278 to 2392 and encodes 704 amino acids. The record is from RefSeq and is a predicted model, not a curated record. The transcript is spliced from 9 exons.
AUGGGGAAGCGGGGUGCUGUUUUUUUCUCUCUGGCCCGUUAAGCGUGGCUAUUUGAAUCACCGCUUUCGGACAAACAAAACCCUCCCCAUCCCAAAACCCAAACCUGUGGCGGCUGCGAGGCUGAGAAUCGCUGUUUCUUUUCUCACUGCUUCUCUGUCUCGCGCCUCUGUAAGGCUUCUGAAUCCGAUCUGUUCUAAGUUUGAUAACUCGUUGUGGGUUUGGGGGGUCUGGUUGAUUCUUUUCCCACCUUCUGAAGAUCUAGUAAUUGACCUUGCCAUGGCCACCGCUGCUCCCGCCGAUCAAGCAGCUAAUUUUCUGCAGAAGUUGUCUGUAGAUACUCAAGCCAAGGCCUUGGAAAUUCCUGAGCCCACAAAGAACGUUACUGGUAAUCAAUGCGAAUUACUUGAUUCCAGCAAUACCGCAAAUGAUCAGAUCCCAUCUUGCGAGCGAUCGAUUACCCCAUUAUUGCAAGAUUUUGAUCCCGCCAUGUGUUACGUCCCCAAUGGCUACCCUUCUGCUGCCUAUUUUUAUGGAGGUUAUGAUGGGGCUGGUAAUGAUUGGGAUGAUUAUUCUAGAUUCGUAAAUCCUGAUGGAGUUGAGUUGCCUUCUGGAGUUUAUGGGGAUAAUGGGUCUCUUGUAUAUCACCAUGGAUAUGGAUAUGCUCCUUAUGGCCCAUAUUCACCAGCAGGGUCGCCGGUGCCAACCAUUGCAAAUGAUGGUCAGUUGUAUGGGCCUCAACACUACCAGUAUUCUCCAUAUUUCCAGCCAUUGGCUCCAACCAGUGCGUCAUUUACACCUACUUCUGCUGCCCCUCCUCAGGGUGAGGUUUCUUCCUCUUUAACUGCUGACCAAAAGCCAGUACCUGUGGAAGGAGCUAAUGGGAAUUCUAAUGGCGCUGAAAAAGGUGGGAGGGUAAAAGGUAGAAAUGUUGCAGCUCCAGAAAAACUAGCACAUAAAAAUUCAUCAUUUAGUUCUAGUCCUUUGUAUAGAAGGGGUGCUACUAUGCCAGGUUGUGUACCUCCUAUGGGUUACCAGGAUCCAAGAUAUGGUUUUGAUGGAUUAUGCUCUCAUAUUCCAUGGCUUGAUGCUCCUCUAAUUUCUGAGAGGCAGCCAAGGCCAGUGACUAGUGCUGCAAUCACUUCAAUUUCUGGGAGCAAUAACGUUACUGCUUCAAGGAGCCAUAAUUUCUGCCUCAAUUCUCAAUUUAUGGGUUUGCACCAUCCAAGGCCAUUGCCUGCGAUUGGAGCCACUCAUGGCUUCAUAAAUCGGAUGUAUCCAAGCGAGUUAUAUGGUCAUUAUGGUAACACGAUCAGAUCAGGCAUGGAUUGUGGGAUGCGUGGCUAUGAUUCUCAAGGAAAUGGACGUGCUUGGCUAGCUGUUGACAGUAAAUAUAAGAUUAGGGGACGGAGUGGCUACUAUGGCUCCAGCAAUGAGAACAUUGAUGGUUUAAAUGAAUUGAACAGGGGACCUAGAGCCAAGUGCUGUAAGAGCCAGAAGGUUCUUGCCCCAAUAGCCCUAUCGGUUAAAGGGCAGAAUUUGCAUGCAAAUCUAACUAAUGACAUGGAAAAAGACAAGACCUGGGUUAUUCCUGAUCGUGAUCAAUAUAACAAAGCAGAUUUUCUUGAAGAGUACACUGAUGCAAAGUUUUUUAUCAUUAAGUCUUAUAGUGAGGAUGAUAUUCAUAAAAGUAUCAAGUAUAAUGUUUGGGCCAGUACACAGAUUGGUAACAAGAAACUUGAUGCUGCAUUCCAGGAAUCCCAGAAGAAACCUGGCGCCUGCCCUGUGUUCCUCUUCUUCUCGGUUAAUACCAGUGGACAAUUUGUUGGCCUCGCAGAGAUGAUUGGUCCAGUUGAUUUUAACAAGAGUGUGGAGUACUGGCAACAAGACAAGUGGAAUGGUUGUUUUCCUCUGAAGUGGCACAUGGUGAAGGAUGUUCCAAACAAUUUGUUGAGGCACAUUACCUUGGAAAACAACGAGAACAAACCUGUCACUAACAGCAGGGAUUCUCAAGAGGUAAUGUUGGAGCCUGGGUUAAAAAUGAUUAAAAUUUUUAAGGAGCAUGCCAGUAAGACAUGCAUUUUGGAUGAUUUUGCAUUUUAUGAGGACCGCCAGAAAACAAUUUUGGAGAAGAAAGUGAAGCUGCAAUUUCCAAAGCAGGUCUGGGAAGGUAAGGCUACUGAUGGGAAGACAGAGCUUAGUGCGGAAGUUAAAACUCAAAAUUCUAAUGUUCCUGCUGUCAUUCUCCAAGAAUGUAACCUGGCUGAACAGAACAGUGAUGGCUUCAAAUUUUCUGAAAAUAGUACUGUUGCUAAAAUGGGAGAUGUCCCAAAGGGUGCUAAAGCAGUUGUCGCUGAGAGUAAGAUCUCCAAUGGGGUUGCUAAUGGUUACUAGCCUCUGCCAUGUCUUGUGGCGGUGGUGACCUAGACUGGAGCUCCGAUGCUAAGCUGUCAACAUAUAUUAUUGAGCAAUUUGCUGCCUCCUGGUUGGAUAUCUUACUUUUUUCUCGAGUAUGAUGAUUGAUUGACAAGUGGGAUAAUGAUCUGUAUAUUUUCGAGUUUCGCAGGGAGCAGUUAGAUUGGAGAAUGCUAUGACCAACUCUUUUUCAUUGGGUUUUGUUUAGCUCCUAGCCGUUUUUAUUACUCCUAGGGUCGUUUUCGUUCAGCUUCCCCUUUUUGUCAGUUAUUCCCUGUCAUGAAUUUGGCGCUAUGACCUAGUACUUUGUUGUUUAGGGGCAUUGCUUUUGGUACUAGCAAAGAAAUCUGGAAGCAAGGCAAGAAAAUAUUGAAAUAUAGUAGGCGUUUAGGUUAUUGGUUAUUUCCUUUCAUCGUCUGUCUUCCCCUUUUUUCUUGGCUUAUUUCGGUGCUUUGUUGUUGAGAGGCUUUGCAUUUGUUUCUACUUUCAAGAGAUAUGGAAGCAAGGCGGGAAAUUAUUGCUUA